GCCAGUCUGAUAUUUUGUACAAAUUUUGGACUGCAGUAACUCAGACACUUUCCUCUCAGUUUCAGUCAGCAACAGACUCCUCUAUGUUUUUGAAACAAGCUUUUGAAGGAGAAUACCCUAAACUACUGAGGCUUUAUAAUGACUUGUGGAAGCGCCUGCAACAAUAUAAUCAAAAUAUUCAGAGGAAUUUUAACACAAGCGGAACUACUGAUCUCUUUGCUGAACUACAGCAAAUGGAAGAGGAUACACAGGACAUAUUCAUGCAAAAAAACAAGGAUUAUGAUCCAGAAAAGGCCUUGAAAGAUUCACUGCAACAAUAUGAAGCUGCUUAUUUGUCAAAAUCCUUGUCUCGACUCUUUGACCCCAUCAAUCUUGUCUUCCCUCCUGGAGGUCGGAAUCCUCCUUCUUCUGACGAGCUUGACAGCAUCAUUAAAACCAUAGCCAGUGAGCUAAAUGUGGCUGCUGUUGAUCCAGACCUGACUUUAGCUGUGGCAAAAAACGUGGCAAAGACCAUUCAGCUCUAUAGUGUAAAGUCUGAGCAGCUUCUGUCUACUCAAGGAGAUGCCAGCCAGGUGAUUGGACCGCUCACAGAGGGGCAGAGGAGGAAUGUGGCUGUAGUUAAUUCGCUAUACAAACUGCACCAGUCGGUUCUGAAGGUCAUUGCCAAUCAGAGCUCAUUUCCAGCAGCCGCUGAACAAACAAUCACAACUGCCUUGAAGGCAGUCCAUGAUCUGAUGGGUAGUGCUAUUCAACCGUUGCUGAACUCUGUAGGAGAUUCAGUAGAAGCUAUUAUCUUCACUAUGCACCAGGAAGAUUUUUCUGG
This is a messenger RNA of Eurypyga helias (sunbittern), 823 nucleotides long. RefSeq names its product conserved oligomeric Golgi complex subunit 5-like. NCBI's taxonomy places the organism in Eukaryota, Metazoa, Chordata, Aves, Eurypygiformes, Eurypygidae. The transcript is spliced from 7 exons. The record is from RefSeq and is a predicted model, not a curated record. Gene Ontology annotation, cellular component: COG complex. The annotation marks the transcript as partial. Gene Ontology annotation, biological process: intra-Golgi vesicle-mediated transport.